CGUCCCAACUCAUCAUCAACAUCAACGUCGACGUCUUGUGCACAAGCGACGCGACGCGACACCAACGCAAGCCGAUAUUGGCAGGAUUCACUAUGAAUAAUUCUCCAUCAUGGCGCCUCGCACGCCUCGUGCCCUGUCUGCGCCCUUGAUCAACGCGUCAGUCAAUAACGAGCGUCCCGAUGGCGAUGGCGAUGGCGAUCUUGGAAAGGCCCAUGUGAAAAACUACAUCGGACGUGUCGUCGACGACUCCCCCGACGCGACAAAAGGUAUCACCACGAUGCACAUCGUCAAGCGCAACCUCCAACAACUCCCCUCGGCCGAACGUCUCCAAGUCCUUGAUGGCCUUGUCAAGCAAAUUCCCAAGAUCAAAGGCAUACAAAACCAAGCACGAGAUCACAAAGCAAACCUUCGUCGCGCAGACCGACGAGAUGAACAAAUGGCUUAUCUCGACAAGACUUGGGGCGGUCGUCAGAACUGGGCGAAUCCGAUAUACAUGCCGCGCAUCACGGAGACCAUUUCAAUUAGUACUACGGCGCCGCUUACAACUAUGACCAAGUUGGCGGUAAAGCAUCAGUUUACCUUGUCUGACCUUUGGCAACCUGGCGGUGAACUUCACGAUGCGGCGUUUAUGUAUGGUGAGCAUAUUCUCACCAAGGAUAAAGCUGCUGCAGCUCUUCGUGCAUUCAAGUUGCGCCUUGGAAACUUGGAGAUUCCUGAACUUGACGCCAGUGACGACGAGAACGAUGAUCCAAUGUCAGAGUCAGAGCAGGAUCGUGCUACCAAACGUCCCAAGUACACCGCCACCGAACGUUCUCCUUCUGUUGAGAUUGGCCGUCGUGCACGUACACCAGCUCUCGACCAUCGCAACAGUCUGUUUUCGCCCGAGCAAGAGAUUCAUAGCCCUGAUGAUGAUUGUUACGUCGCUCUUCCUGGUAUGUGCACUGACUUGCUUGACUAUCACUUACUCACUAACAAUUGUUUACGGAUGAUGAUUUAUCUUCUCAGCCCCGCCAUUCAAUCUCACCAAUCCACCGCGAUCAAUCUUAUCCUUCAUCCAUUAUCGACGAUGAUGCCUCUGUCGAUAAACUAGAAACCAGCCAAACUACUUCACAACUAGCUCAACAGCAACUUCAAGAUCCCACUGCACAGCUAACAGACGACGUGUUGAACCUACUAUUACAGUACAUCACCCGCACCAGCAAAACUCCAGGUGCAAAAGUCCUCGACCCUUUGUACGUCCAAGUCGACAACAACCAAGAGUCCCACCAACC
This is a messenger RNA of Fusarium redolens, 1271 nucleotides long. RefSeq lists its product as uncharacterized. Bases 110 to 1090 code for a protein of 326 amino acids. Lineage: Eukaryota; Fungi; Ascomycota; Sordariomycetes; Hypocreales; Nectriaceae. The transcript has 2 exons. The record is from RefSeq and is a predicted model, not a curated record.